AUGACCGUGCAGGGAUUUGAACCCCGGAUAUCUGACAUUCGAGGACGGCAUAUACGAAUUCCUCGCAGUUGGCGUUUCUCGGUAUGGAAAUUGCUUGUAGAACUCCUUGAAACAGUUUGCUCACGGCAGUCAAAUUCCCAUAUUGAAACACUUGAUGGUAGGUGUGCCGAAGAGAUUCGAUGGUUUGUGUGCGAGCUCCAGUCGUUGGAUCCACAAAGUUUUCGGUAUGAUUAA
Molecule: messenger RNA, 234 nt
Organism: Opisthorchis viverrini
Lineage: Eukaryota; Metazoa; Platyhelminthes; Trematoda; Opisthorchiida; Opisthorchiidae
Exons: 3
Coding region: 1-234 (77 amino acids)
Source: RefSeq, a predicted model, not a curated record